AUGAAACAAAUUUUCCGUCCUCGCAAUCUCCUGUUCGCCACAGCAAUUUUGGGAGGUGGCUUGUUUUCCGUUAACGCCAUACUCAAGAGCAAGCAUAAUUUGUAUGAAGAGAGCGGUAAUAGCUUAUUAAAAGCGUUUGACAGAAAAGCCUUGUUUGAGCAUCAAGCCACGGAACAAUUAGGCUUACCAAGAGAUUCCGACGGUCAAGUCAUUCUGCACACAGACAGAGCAGAGAAUAUGAAAAUACUGGAAAAUCAAUCACCAGAAAAUGAAUUUGAUGUGAUUAUUGUGGGCGGAGGCUCUGUUGGAGCUUCUGCUGCUCUUGACGCUUGCACGCGAGGAAUGAGGGUGGUGGUUUUGGAGAGAAAUGAUUUUGCAAGCGGAACGUCGUCACGUGCCACCAAGAUGGCACAUGGAGGUGUAAGAUACUUGGAGAAAGCUGUCAUGAACUUGGAUUGGAACGAACUAAUGCUAGUUUAUGAAUGUUUGAGGGAAAGAAAGCAUUUCUUUCAAGUGGCACCACAUUUAUCAUCUCCACUAAAAUUAUUGACGCCUUGUUAUUCAUUAUACGACUCUCUAAGAAUGUAUAUAGGAUUGACGUUGUAUGAUUUGUUGAGUGGAUCUGAAGCAAGACUUGGUUAUUCUGGAUGGGUUUCAAAGGCAGCAUCAUUACAAUUGUGGCCAAGCCUCAAAAAGGAAGGCCUUUAUGGAUGUAUGUCAUAUGUUGACGGAGUGUUUAACGACUCGAGAGUGAAUAUUAGUACAAUUCUCACAGCAAAUGCUUUGGGCGCUUUAACAUUGAACUAUAUGGAUGUUGUUGAUUUGAUUAAGUCAGAUGAAAAUAAGAAAAUUGUUGGUGUAAAAGUGAGAGACAGAAUUAAUGGAAAAGAAUACUCAAUCAAGGGCAAAUGUGUUGUUAAUGCAACUGGACCAUUUGUUGAUCAGUUAAGGAAAAUGGACGAUCCUAAUUGUAUUCCCAUAAUUUCUCCAUCAACAGGAACACACAUCACCUUGGAUCUCGAUAAAUUCACAUCAGGAAUUGGAAAAAAGAUGGGCGUACUAUUUCCAAAAACAUCAGACGGAAGAGUGCUGUAUUUAGUGCCAUGGGAAGGAAAAUUAAUUGCAGGUACGACUGACACACCAACCACAUUAACAGAAAGACCAACUCCAACAAGUACUGACAUUGAAUUUAUACUUAGUACCAUGAGAACAUGUUUGACUGUUCCUCUUUCUACAGCAGAUAUCACUUCAAGUUGGACAGGAAUUCGACCACUUGUUAAGCCAGUAGCUGUUGCCUUUGAAUCAACAAAAACUCUUUCCAGAGACCAUCAUAUUGAAACAAGUUCGAGUAAUUUGAUCACUGUUGCAGGUGGAAAAUGGACGAGUUUUAGGAAAAUUGGAGAGGACACCAUUGACACUGUCAUUUCAGUGCGCCCAGAUUUAGUUGGAUUGUUAGCCAAACCUAUUUCAAGAACUUAUUAUACACCUCUAAUUGGUGCCUCUUAUCAAUGGGAAGCCAUAAAGAACAUCAAACAAAGUCCUUCAGCAAAUGUGAGUGAUGAUUCAUGGGAACAUUUGAAACAUUUUUAUGGAGACAGAGCUCCAUAUAUUGUUGAAAUUUCUGAAAAGAAUGGUCUCACUCAACGUCUCUCAUCCAAAUAUCCCUAUAUUGAGGGUGAAGUUUUAUAUCAAGCCAAGCAUGAAAUGGCAGUGAAACCCUCUGAUAUCAUUGCCUACAGACUCAGUCUCAUGUUUGUCGAUCGAAAUGAAUCCAAACAAGUAGCCAAAAGAAUUGUGGAAAUUAUGGGAGAUUAUCAUCAAUGGAAUGACGAUAUGAGAAGAACGCAACUGGAAGAAACACUCUCUUACAUUGAUGCUUGCACGAAAUAA
Molecule: messenger RNA, 1890 nt
Organism: Naegleria lovaniensis
Lineage: Eukaryota; Heterolobosea; Eutetramitea; Acrasida; Naegleriidae
Exons: 2
Coding region: 1-1890 (629 amino acids)
Biological process (GO): glycerol-3-phosphate metabolic process
Cellular component (GO): glycerol-3-phosphate dehydrogenase (FAD) complex; mitochondrion
Molecular function (GO): glycerol-3-phosphate dehydrogenase (quinone) activity
Source: RefSeq, a predicted model, not a curated record